Molecule: messenger RNA, 1548 nt
Organism: Mercurialis annua (annual mercury)
Lineage: Eukaryota; Viridiplantae; Streptophyta; Magnoliopsida; Malpighiales; Euphorbiaceae
Product: RNA-binding protein 1-like
Exons: 2
Coding region: 199-1272 (357 amino acids)
Molecular function (GO): RNA binding
Source: RefSeq, a predicted model, not a curated record
UAUGAGUUAUCGGGUAAAAGUAAAACUCCCCACCUUUUUUCAAUUUAGUAUUUUUUUUUAUCUUCCUAAAGUUUUCACUGUUUUCUUUCUAAAAUCGAGCUUUCACUAAAUCCCUAAAUCCCCAAUAUUUAGGGAUUUUCAAAAUUAGGGUUUUACUUCUUAAAAAAAUUUAGAGGAAUUUGGGGUUGGUAAUUGAAGAUGGAAAUAGUUGAGGCUAAGAUAUUUGUGGGAGGUAUAUCCAAAGAGACAAGUGAAGAUGUUCUUAGAGCUCACUUUAGCAAGUAUGGCACAGUUUUAAACUCUCUUGUUGCUAGAGAUAGGGUUUCCAAAAAUCCCAGAGGUUUUGGAUUUGUUUGGUUCUCUGAUUCUUCGUUUGCUGAUAAAGCCCGCCAUGAUUCUCAUGUAAUUCUUGGUAGAACGGUGGAAGUGAAGAAAGCAAUUCCCAGAAACGACUAUCAUCAGUACCAACAGCAGUGGCAACUCUCCGACCAACAAAAGAAUAGUAGGUUGAGCAAUAGUAGUAAUGGGAUUGAUUACUUUAGAACUAAAAAGAUCUUUGUUGGGGGUUUAUCAUCUACUUUAACUGAAGAACAGUUUAAGAAUUACUUUGAGAAGUUUGGUAAGACAGUAGACGUAGUUGUGAUGCAAGAUACUGUAACUAACAGACCGAGGGGCUUUGGGUUUAUCACCUUUCAUUCCGAAGAAUCUGUCGACAAAGCUAUGGAGAAAAUUUUCCAUGAGUUGAAUGGUAAGAAUGUAGAGGUUAAGAGAGCUGUGCCGAAAGAUGAAAUUAAUGGGAUCACUAACAAUAUUACAAAAGGUGGUGUAAGAGGGUCGUUUACUAAAGGUUCAGAACCUGGGAAUUACCUCUCUUACGGUUUCGGGUAUGAAAUUCCAAGUCUUUAUCCUGUUUAUGUGUAUAAUGGUAGUUGUUUUGGAGGGUAUUCUUAUGGAACAAGCAUCGACGGAACCUAUCCUGUGGUAGAAUACAGCAGAUCUUGCUUUGGACCUACACCGGUUGUCUUCAGGAGCCCUUGGAAUGGAGCUACAAUGUUUCCCUCAACCUACAACAAUACUUUUCUUUAUCCGACAAACAUUAAUGGUGGUGUUAAUAUGAUGGGCCAUCCUAAUGGGAGUGGAAAAUUGAAUGAGAUAUCUCGUGGCAAUGUACAGCAGUCGUCUGAGGAUACAAGACCCUUAGUUGAACGCAUGAAAAAGUUAGGAGUUGAUUCUUCAGGCUUGAAAGGUAGUGAUGGUGUCGCUUCCAGCUAACAAAGUGAUUCGGUCUUAUGGCAGCUUAAAGUAUUCUCUGUUUAGAUAGUUCUAGUUGACUAUUCUGUACAAUCUCUUGCACAGUGGAGGCUUAGGAAAUUCUUUCGCUGAUUAAGUCAUGACAAAUUAACCUUUGUUGUUCAUAUGUCUAUUUGUCAUGGCCAAUUUACUUCAUGAAACUGUUGCUAUCUGUGUGUCUUCCAUUGUUUCUCCGUUGUAGAUAUGUCUGUCCUGUCCUAACAUCUAUAUCUUUUAUUUCAUUAAAUCUUAUUGUUA